AUGGGGAGCCGGAGAUUGGAGCUAACGAUCGUGGGGGCGGAGAAUCUGCCCGACAUCCGGCGGUUGGGGCGGAUGAAAGUGUACGCGGUGGUCUCCGUGGACGGAUGCACAGGCGCGACCAACACAGACAGAGACGGGGAGACGAACCCGACGUGGGACUUCCCGUUCGUGUACAACAUAAGUGAGGCGCAUCUGCGGCGGGCGGGGCUGGAUGCGGUGGUGGAUCUCUACUGCGAGACAACGCUGGCCGGAGACAAGCUCGUGGGGCGCGUGGUGAUACCGGUGAAGACGCUCUUCGACAAGGGGAUCACAUCGCAGAGCUGCCUCGGCUUCCCCGUCGCCGGGACUGUCUGCGGGAGGCUGUAUAUUCGCUACUGCUUCGAGGAGAAGGAUUUGCCCCGCAGGAAUCAAGCGUGGGAAAGAUUAACAACUCAACAGAGCUACUACUUCUCCCAAGAUUACUAUAAUUAUUAG
Molecule: messenger RNA, 474 nt
Organism: Salvia miltiorrhiza (redroot sage)
Lineage: Eukaryota; Viridiplantae; Streptophyta; Magnoliopsida; Lamiales; Lamiaceae
Product: protein SRC2 homolog
Exons: 1
Coding region: 1-474 (157 amino acids)
Biological process (GO): defense response
Source: RefSeq, a predicted model, not a curated record